AUGCUUUCGCGCGCGCUCCCCAGAGCUACCACAAGGCAGCUUUCGAGACCUGUCAACAGCUCUGUCUCCCGCCCAACAUUCUACACUGCUGAGAGAGCGCGGAGGUGGUACGCCACGGAAGCUGAGGAGAAAGACCUCGUCAUCAUCGGCGGAGGUGUCGCUGGAUACGUUGCGGCAAUUAAGGCUGGCCAAGCAGGUCUUUCAGUCUCAUGUAUAGAGAAACGCGGGUCCCUCGGCGGCACAUGUCUCAACGUCGGCUGCAUUCCUUCAAAGUCUCUCCUCAACAAUUCGCAUCUCUACCACCAAAUCCUACACGACACUAAAAACCGUGGUAUCGAGGUUGGCGAUGUGAAGCUCAAUCUGACGCAGAUGAUGAAGGCCAAGGAGACGUCUGUGAGUGGUUUGACCAAGGGUAUCGAGUUCCUCUUCAAGAAGAACAACGUGGAGUACAUCAAGGGAACCGGGGCAUUCGCCGAUGAACAUACCGUUAAGGUUAACUUGACGGAAGGUGGCGAGACGUCAGUUAGGGGCAAGAAUAUCCUUAUCGCGACGGGCAGUGAGGCUACGCCAUUCCCAGGCUUGACGAUAGAUGAGGAGAAGGUCAUUACAAGUACCGGUGCAAUUGCGUUGAAGGAGGUGCCUAAGAAGAUGACCGUUAUUGGCGGUGGUAUUAUUGGUCUGGAAAUGGCUUCCGUAUGGUCGCGGCUCGGCUCUGAAGUUACCGUUGUUGAGUACCUAGGUCAGAUCGGCGGUCCUGGCAUGGACGCUGAAAUCGCGAAGAUGUCACAAAAGAUUCUCACAAAGCAGGGCAUCAAGUUUAAGCUGAACACCAAGGUCACUAGUGGCGACGCUGGUAGUGAUGGUGUCAAGAUUAGCACUGAAGCUGCGAAAGGAGGCAAGGAGGAGACACUCGACGCUGACGUUGUUCUCGUUGCCAUCGGCCGCCGCCCCUACACCGCCGGCCUCGGCAUCGAAAACAUUGGCAUCGAAACCGAUGACAAGGGCCGCCUCGUUAUUGACCAAGAGUUCCGCACAAAAGUCCCGCACAUCCGUGUCAUUGGAGACUGCACCUUUGGACCCAUGCUUGCGCACAAAGCCGAGGAAGAAGCCGUUGCUGCCAUCGAGUUCAUUACCAAAAACUACGGCCACGUUAACUACAACGCGAUUCCCUCGGUCAUGUACACGCACCCUGAAGUCGCCUGGGUUGGGCAGAACGAGCAGGAGCUGAAGGCGCAAGGCAUUAAGUACAACGUCGGCAGCUUCCCGUUCAGUGCCAACUCGCGCGCCAAGACGAAUCUGGAUACGGAAGGUCUAGUCAAGUUUCUAGCUGAUAAAGAGACGGACCGCAUCCUUGGUAUUCACAUUGUGGGACCGAAUGCAGGCGAGAUGAUUGCGGAGGGUGUGUUGGCGUUGGAAUAUGGCGCAAGCUGUGAAGAUGUUGCGAGGACAAGCCAUGCGCAUCCGACGCUGGCCGAGGCUUUCAAGGAGGCAGCUAUGGCAACGUAUGGGAAAGCUAUUCACUACUGA
Molecule: messenger RNA, 1527 nt
Organism: Pseudovirgaria hyperparasitica
Lineage: Eukaryota; Fungi; Ascomycota; Dothideomycetes; Acrospermales; Acrospermaceae
Product: dihydrolipoyl dehydrogenase
Exons: 5
Coding region: 1-1527 (508 amino acids)
Cellular component (GO): oxoglutarate dehydrogenase complex; mitochondrion
Molecular function (GO): dihydrolipoyl dehydrogenase (NADH) activity; flavin adenine dinucleotide binding
Source: RefSeq, a predicted model, not a curated record